GAAAUUGUUUAUAUCAUUCUAUUGUUGUUCUGAUGAACAAUCCACUGGUGACAGCUAGUGAAUUGCGAGUUCGAACAAUAAUGGAACUUAUAGCUAAUGAAAAUUAUUAUCAAACUACGUAUUCACAAUAUGUAGGACCUACCGAUAUUGCUAUUAAGGCUAUUUGCAAAAAUUAUAUGUUUUCUGAAUUAUAUGAAAUUGCCGCUUUAUGUAAUGUACUUCAAUGUAACAUACGAAGUGUCUAUCCAAAAAUUGAUUUUCAUCAUUAUAUGGCAAUUUGGGAUAACCUCUUUACACCUAUUCCACCUGUUCAUUCCAAUUGUAACAUUGCGAUUUUAUGGUCAAAUGUCUUGAAUGAAAAAGAUGUUCGAGAAACACACAAUGGCAUGUGGAGACCAAAUCAUUUUGUUCCACUUAUGUCACUACCUAUUCGUAAUGAACUUAAUAACACCAGUCAAUCAGCAUUACUUGUUGUGACUCCUGAAAAGAAGACUUUCAAAAAUAAUACUGUUACUCAAAUAAGGACUCCAAGAUUUCAAUCUUCUCCUAGUAGACGCUUACGAAGUGAAGACAACAUCGGAAAUGAUUUUACUCAACCAUAUAUUUCAGGUUCAAUGCAAAAGGAAAAGAAUGAUAAAGAAGAACGACGUCAGAUUCAACUUCAAAAGAAAAUGGAACGAAGUCGAUCUAGUCGAAUGAAUGAAACAGAAGAACAACGUCAAAUUCGACUUCAGAAGGAGAGAGAAAGAAGUCGAUCCAGUCGAAUGAAUGAAACAGAAGAACAAAGGGAAAUUCGUCUUGAAAAGAAAAAAGAACAAACUCAAUCCACCCGUACAAAUGAAUUGGAAGAGCAACGUCAGAUUCGACUUGAACAACAAAAGAAACGAAGUCAAGUAUAUAGAACUAAAAAGAAAGUUGAAAAGCAGAGCAAUGAAAAUAUUAGUACUGGACAAAAUUCCACUCAUUCUACUUGGCCUGGACCAAUUAGUCGCGAUUUAAAAGACACUCGGUUGCAACAAUUUUUAGAACAGAUGGCCAUGUCAAAAUUGGCUGAAGCUACUUGUGCAGUUUGCAAUAUCUGUACUUCAGCAAAAGAUGCGAAGAAAAUUUCAAUCUCAAAAAUUCCUAAUAUUGAUUUACUUAAAGUUUCUGAAGAACUCAAAAAUCUAAUUAGAAAUUCAACCGAAAAUACUUCCAUCUUCAAUGGUAAUGAUAAUAACGGACAGACGACAACACAGAUUAAAAGUAUAGUAUAA
Molecule: messenger RNA, 1256 nt
Organism: Rotaria sp. Silwood1
Lineage: Eukaryota; Metazoa; Rotifera; Eurotatoria; Philodinida; Philodinidae
Source: the annotation of a GenBank genome assembly